This is a messenger RNA of Rhodamnia argentea, 1693 nucleotides long. RefSeq names its product 5'-nucleotidase SurE. The record is from RefSeq and is a predicted model, not a curated record. The transcript has 10 exons. Gene Ontology annotation, molecular function: nucleotidase activity. NCBI's taxonomy places the organism in Eukaryota, Viridiplantae, Streptophyta, Magnoliopsida, Myrtales, Myrtaceae. Bases 232 to 1380 code for a protein of 382 amino acids.
CAAAAAAAGGAGGUGUCUCCACUACUACCCCACAUCUCUCUCUGAACCCGAGCCGCUAGACUUUUCUCUCUCAACUGUCGUAGGCGUUUCGCUUUCUCUCUCCGUAUAACGCCGUUAGAAUCGGUCCAUCAUCAAUCAUCUUCUCUCUUCCAUCAAGCUCUCUUCUUUUCCUCUCUCUCUCUCUCUCUCUCUCUCUCCGCUGCUGAGAAUCUGAAUCUGUCCCUCAUUGCCAUGGCAUCCGCGAAGGAUAACCUGCUGCCUCCAGGCCUGGUCUCCAAUCUCCAGCAAGUCCUCUCGCGCCGCAAGGAGGAGGACGGUUCCGGCGACUCCGCUGAGCCGAUCGAUCCUUCCACCUCGGACUCCGCCCCCGGCGGCGCGGACGCGGAGGAUUGCUCUAAGCCGAUCGUCCUGGUCACCAACAGCGACGGAAUCGAGUCCCCCGGCCUCGCUUACCUCGUCGAAGCUCUCGUCCGCGAAGGCCUCUGCAAUGUCCAUGUCUGCGUUCCUCAAUCGGACAAAUCGGCAUCAGGUCAUUCUGUGACUCUUAGAGAAACGGUUGCUGUGACAUCCGCUGAAAUAAAUGGUGCUGUGGCUUAUGAAGUUUCCGGGACUCCUGUGGAUUGUGUCUCAUUAGCAUUAUCUGGAGCGCUUUUUUCAUGGUCGAAGCCUCUAUUGGUUAUUAGCGGAAUCAAUAGAGGUUCAAGCUGUGGCAAUCAAAUGUUUUACUCUGGUGUCAUUGCUGGAGCUAGAGAAGCAUUAAUUUGCGGUAUACCAUCUUUAUCCGUAUCGCUGAACUGGAAAAAGGAUGAGAGUCAAGAAAGUGAUUUUAAGGACGCAGUUACUGUCUGCUUACCAUUAAUAAAUGCAACUAUCAGAGAUAUUGAAAAGGGCACUUUUCCUAAAAGUUGCUCGUUGAAUAUAGAAGUUCCAACAUCUCCUUUGACCAACAAGGGUUUCAAAGUUACGAAGCAAAGUUUAUGGAGAUCCACUCUGAACUGGCAAGCCGUUUCAGCUAAUAGGCAUUCAUCUUCUGGGCACUUCAUGUCCAAUCAACAAAGCCUUGGCAUCCAACUUGCACAGCUCAGUCGAGAUGCAUCUGCUGCUGGUGCAGCUCGGCGUUUAACCACACAAAAGAAAAGUCUUCUUGAGAUAGAAUCAGUUGGUGCUGCUGGGAAACCUGACACAAACCGAGUGAAGAAGUUCUUCAGAUUAGAGUUCAUGCACAGAGAGCAGGAUGAUGCAGAUGAAGAAUUGGAUAUCAGAGCUCUGGAGAAUGGAUUUGUUGCAGUCACGCCUCUAUCACUUUCCCUAAAGGACCAGGAAGAUGCCACAGCUGCUACAUCGGACUGGAUUUCCUCUUUGCUUCAAAGAGAGCAAUAAGGAUUUGCCAAAUUCAGCGACACGCAAUUCUGUAUACAUCCGAGAUUGAAAUGCUAGACUAGUUCUCAAUUGAUUUAAGAUAUGCUUAAUUUUUCAACAUAUGUUUCUAAGUUAUUGUUCGCUAGCUAAAUUAUUGGUAGGGUUUGGGUGGGGUUUGCAGUUUCUUUUUACAUGACCGAACUUGAGCACAGGGUAACAAAAUACAGACCCCCUGUUUUGCCGAGAUUGUUUUGUUGUCGCUUUAUCUGUUGCUUUCUUUUUUCACUUAAAGCGAGAAGGAAGAUUGGUCUUUUUGGCAAUCUGGUUCUUGACA